AUCAGAGGACCUAGAGUGAUACUACAAUGGAAGAAAUCAGUAAUUUCAAGACGCCAAGCAAGUUAUCUGAAAGAAAGAAAUCUGCAUUAUGCUCAACUCCUUGUGUGAAUAUUCCUGCCUCUCCUUUUAUGCAGAAGCUUGGCUUUGGUACUGGGGUAAAUGUCUACCUUAUGAAAAGAUCUCCAAGAGGUUUGUCUCAUUCUCCUUGGGCUGUGAAAAAGAUUAAUCCUAGGUGUGAUGAUCAUUAUCAGAGCGUGUAUCAAAAAAGACUAAUUGAUGAAGCAAAGAUUUUGAAAAACCUUCAUCAUCCAAACAUUGUAGGUUACCGUGCUUUCACUGAAGCCAGUGAUGGUAGUCUGUGUCUCGCUAUGGAAUAUGGAGGCGAAAAGUCUCUGAAUGACUUAAUAGAAGAACGAAAUAAAGACAGCCAAGAUCCUUUUCCAGCAGCUGUGAUUUUAAAAGUUGCUUUAAACAUGGCAAGAGGACUACAGUAUCUACACCAGGAAAAGAAAUUGCUUCAUGGAGACAUAAAGUCUUCAAAUGUUGUUAUUAAAGGUGAUUUUGAAACAAUUAAGAUCUGUGAUGUAGGAGUCUCGCUACCAUUAGAUGAAAACAUGACUGGUAAUGUUUUUCUUUUUGUUUCAGUGACUGACCCUGAGGCCCAUUAUAUUGGCACUGAGCCUUGGAAACCCAAAGAAGCUUUGGAGGAGAAUGGCGUUAUUACCAAUAAGACAGACAUAUUUGCUUUUGGCCUUACUCUGUGGGAAAUGCUGACUUUGUCCAUUCCACACAUUAAUCUUCCAGAUGAUGAUGAUGAUGAAGAUAAAACCUUUGAUGAAAGUGACUUUGAUGAUGAAGCAUACUAUGCAGCUCUGGGAACCAGGCCACCUGUUAACAUGGAAGAACUGGAUGAAUCGUACCAGAAGGUCAUUGAACUGUUCUCCGUGUGCACAAACGAAGACCCUAAAGACCGUCCGUCAGCCGCACACAUUGUGGAGGCUCUGGAGAUGGACAUCCCAUGAUGCCCCUCAUGUGCCAGACCUCAGCUUCAAGUAGCGCUCGUUGGAAGAACUGUUCUGUUAAUCAUCACACAUGCAUAUAGUUGUCUGAUGACCUGUCAGUAGUAGGCUUUUGGGAAGCCUAUUUUAGGGCCAUAGCACCUUGUUAACAUUGGAAUGACUUUCUGAUUCAUUACUCUGCUAUUUCUGUAUGCUAAUUACUCUGUCGUGGGUUUUCUACAAAGUUUAAGCUGCUGACUGUACAUUAUUUGAAUGUGUUCAUGCAGAAUUAUAACACUAGCUGGAGAAUGCUGUAAAUGCUGUAUCUACCUUGACUGUGGAUUGUGACAGUUUUUUAAUGAUCUUUAUUCUUGUAA
Molecule: messenger RNA, 1375 nt
Organism: Condylura cristata (star-nosed mole)
Lineage: Eukaryota; Metazoa; Chordata; Mammalia; Eulipotyphla; Talpidae
Gene: PBK
Product: PDZ binding kinase
Exons: 7
Coding region: 27-1022 (331 amino acids)
Biological process (GO): protein phosphorylation
Molecular function (GO): protein serine/threonine kinase activity; ATP binding
Source: RefSeq, a predicted model, not a curated record